ACCCUAUCAGUCUCCUAUAAAAGAGGGAGCUCUGCACUCUGUGUACUCAGUUUGAAACGAGCAUUCGGGUAAAAAACACACCAUGAAAGUGAUCAUUGUGUUUAGCCUUAUUCUGUCUGUGGCCUUCGCUGGCCAACGGAUACCCGGUGCCCCAAGGACCCUUGAAGGAGAUGAGCUGAAUGAGGCCAAGAAGCUUUUGACCACCACAUUCGCUGGUCUGCCUGCAGGCGAUGGUCCCACUUAUCAGGUUGGCAACGUGGUCUCUGUGACUCGUCAAGUAGUAGCUGGCACUAAAUAUAAAUAUGUUGUGGACGUUUCCGAUGGAUCCGUCACUGAGGAGUGCACUGUCACUAUCUGGCAACAGCCUUGGCUGCAAAAGAAUGGUAACAACGUCAAGAUCGAGUGCAAGGAUGUCGUCAAGCUUAAUCACACCUGGUAGAUUACAGUGACUGAUUUUUGUUUGCGCCUCGAAUAAAAAGUGAUUUUAAAAAGUAA
Messenger RNA from Drosophila kikkawai, 495 nucleotides. RefSeq names its product cystatin-like protein. Gene Ontology annotation, molecular function: cysteine-type endopeptidase inhibitor activity. NCBI's taxonomy places the organism in Eukaryota, Metazoa, Arthropoda, Insecta, Diptera, Drosophilidae. The record is from RefSeq and is a predicted model, not a curated record.